AUGUUGGCAAAAUGGCCCGGUUACACGCUGACGGGUGGUAACCCUAUGUAUCCGGUGCUGCGCGUGUGGAACACGAGUAACGUCAUGUCGCUGAACGUGAACUAUCGCCUGCCUGUGACGGAGAGCAGCCCUGACUGCACCACCGUGCCCGAGCUCGGCAAGGCCGUCACCUGCCCCGCCAUUUCCAUCCAUCGGUCCUACGGCGUGCAGAUUGGCAAGGUGGGCAAGGGAGUGGCAGAGCUGGGCAAGGGAGUGGCAGAGCUGGGCAAGGAGUGGCAGAGCUGGGCAAGGAAUGGCAGAGCUGGGCAAGGAAUGGCAGAGCUGGGCAAGGAAUGGCAGAGCUGGGCAAGGAAUGGCAGAGCUGGGCAAGGAAUGGCAGAGCUGGGCAAGGAAUGGCAGAGCUGGGCAAGGAGUGACAGAGCUGGGCAAGGAGUGGUGUGCCCCGCGACGCACCCGUCUCCUCCACAGGGCACCGUCUUUGGCCCAGUUUACGUGGAGAGAAGAACAGGCACGCGCCAAGACUCACAAAAGUUCUCUUGUCUGGAUUCUUCCGGUGGACGUGGUGCUCCUCAUCUUUCCACGUGCCUCCACUCUCAUCCCCAUUCCCUCUCCUUCUCUUCCCCUCACAGCACCGUCUUUGGCCCAGUGGGUGUGCAAUGGAGCAUGGCCAUGCCGCGUGCGGCUGGACUCACUAACGCUCACUGGAGUGGUUUCUCUCUCUUUUUCUCAUCCCACACGUCGUCUCAAGCUCCCGCAUGCCUCCAAGCUACCCCCUAUCCCGUCUACCUCUCUCCCCCCCAGGGCAACAUCUUUGGGCGAGUGGACGUGCUACGCAGCAUGGACGUGCGCCUGGACUCACUCUCGGAAACCGGAGUGGCUUCCUUUAUCAAGUCGCCUGGGGUGAUCCGAGUGGCCCUGUGUGGGUACGGGCCGGGACUUCUCAAAUCCAACAUUGUCAUCUCCAACAAUGAGGUGUACGGUGAAGGAGCAGUGGGCACAGCAAUAACAAACAACAACAUCCAUGGCUAUAUCUUCUCAUCACCAUGCUCUUUCCCGCUUUUUCCCUUAACCCACCCCCCCCUCUUUCCUUGCCUGCAGGGGUGA
Closterium sp. NIES-65 is the source of this 1104-nucleotide messenger RNA. The record is from the annotation of a GenBank genome assembly. Lineage: Eukaryota; Viridiplantae; Streptophyta; Zygnematophyceae; Desmidiales; Closteriaceae.